UUAAGCCAUGCACGUCUAAGUGUGAACACUUUGCACUGUGAAACUGCGAAUGGCUCAUUAAAUCAGUUAUCAUUUAUUUGGUGGUCUCCUUACCACUCGGAUAACCGUGGUAAUUCUAGAGCUAAUACGUGCAGCAUAUCCCGACUUCUGGAAGGGAUGUAUUUAUUGGAUAAAAGGCCGAUCCGGGCUUGCCCGUUGUUGCGGCGAAUCAUGGUAACUUGUCGAAUCGCAUGGGCUUUGAGCCGGCGAUGUUCCAUUCAAAUUUCUGCCCUAUCAACUUUCGAUGGUAGGAUAGAGGCCUACCAUGGUGCCCCAAUUGGGUGGUAAGUCCCAUCCAAGGCUAAAUAUGUGCGAGGGACCGAUAGCGAAGAAGUACCGCGAGGGAAGGAUGAAAAUAACUUUGAAAAGAGAGUUAAAGAGUGCUUGCAAUUGUCGAGCGAGAAGCGGAUGGAGGGGAAGUCGUGCGCUCACGUUUGGGCAGGGGUGGACGGCGACUGUGUUGUCGCCCCCCUUGUUGGACGUGGGGUGCCUGCCAGCAUGGGCUGCUGUGACCGGCAUUGCGGUGGGGAGCGAUUGAAACCCCCCACGGGUGGCCGUCACGGCAGUCGAGGACCUUGAGCACGCGCCUCUUUCGGCGGUCCCGUUCGAGCUCUUGCGUGUUCGGGAGGCUGGCGAAAUUCCUCUAUCCUGCCCAUCUUGAAACAUAGACCAAGAAGUUCAACGUGCAUGGGAGAUAGGGUGAUUAGCCUCUGAGGCGGAAGAAACCUGAGUCGCGAGAACCCUCUACGGGUGCACCGUCCGCCAACCACGAUCUGCUGUGAGAGGUUUGAGUGUGAGCAUGCCCGUUGGGACCCGAAAGAUGGUGAACUAUGCCUGAACAGGGCGAGGCCUGAGGAAACUCUGGUGGAGGCUCGCAGCGAUGCUGACGUGCAAAUCGUUCGUCGGACUUGGGUAUAGGGGCGAAAGACUAAUCGAACCGUCUAGUAGCUGGUUCCCUCCGAAGUUUCCCUCAGGAUAGCUGGAGCUGUUGAACNGUUUUAUCGGGUAAAGCGAAUGAUUAGAGGCCUCGGGGGUGAAACACCCUCGACCUAUUCUCAAACUUUAAAUAGGUAAGGUUUCGGGGUUGCUUAAGGGAACCCCGAGGAUCAAUGAAAGCUCSAAGUGGGCCAUUUUUGGUAAGCAGAACUGGCGAUGCGGGAUGAACCGAAAGUCGAGCCACGGUGCCAAACUGCGCGCUAACCCAGACACCACAAAGGGUGUUGAUUGAUACACACAGCAGGACGGUGGUCAUGGAAGUCGAAAUCCGCUAAGGAGUGUGUAACAACUCACCUGCUGAAUCAAUUAGCCCCGAAAAUGGAUGGCGCUGAAGCGUGCGACCUAUGCUCGGCCGUCGCGGCGAUUCUAACUCCGCGACGAGUAGGAGGGCGCGGGGCCUGCUGCGAAGCCUGGAGCGUGAGCCUAGGUGAAGCGGGUCUCGGUGCAGAUCUUGGUGGUAGUAGCAAAUAUUCAAAUGAGAACUUUGAAGACCGAAGUGGAGAAGGGUUCCAUGUGAACAGCGCUGGGACAUGGGUCAGUCGCCCCGAAGAGAUGUGGAAACCUUGUAUCAAGGGCGCACUGCGCGCCACACAUUGAAAGGGGGUCGGGUUAAUAUUCCCGAACCGGGUUGUGGAGGUGGACGGUAACGUAAGCAGCUCCGGAGAUGCCGGCGGGGGCCGUGCGAAGGGUUCUCUUUCCUUCUUGACGACUCGCCCACCCUGGAACCGGAUCAACUGGAGAUAGGGUGCAGCGCCCGGCAAAGCACCGCGCGUCCUGUGGUGUCCAGCGCGCCCCCGACGGCCCUUGAAAAUCUGGAGCUGUGGGUACCUCUCACGCCCGGCAGUACUCGUAACCGCAUCAGGUCUCCUAGGUGAGCAGCCUCUGGUCAAAGGAAGAAUGUAGGUAAGGGAAGUCGGCAAUAUGGAUCCGUAACCUUGGGAAAAGGAUUGGCUCUGAGGGCUGGGCCUAGGGGUCUGCGCCUCGAUGUCGUUGGCUGCCGGUGGUCCGCCUGAGUUGCUCUCGCGGCGAGGGCGGAGCCCUCGUGCUAGUGUGCCGACGUGCGUAGAAUGUCUUAUGUCCCCACCUUUCGGGUGGGGCCGUGGGACUCUCCCUAAGCAUCAAACUGCCGACUCAGAACUGGUGCGGACAAGGGGACUCCGACUGUUUGAUUUAAACAAAGCAUCGCGAUGGUC
This is a messenger RNA of Chara braunii, 2228 nucleotides long. NCBI's taxonomy places the organism in Eukaryota, Viridiplantae, Streptophyta, Charophyceae, Charales, Characeae. The record is from the annotation of a GenBank genome assembly.